ACCUUGUACUGUCUGUGUUCCGUUACAGUCGAUGGUUCCUCCUUUACGCCACCAUACUAAUGUUUGUUUUAGAGGAGGAGUUGAGUCAGUUAAAGUCGUAUUAAAACGGCGGUGUCAGUUUUGAAUCAAACCUUCUUGGAAUGACGAGCAGCUUUAAAUUUACUUCUCACCCGUGUAAGUGAUAGUUAGUUCGGACGGCCGUGAGGCGUGGAGAGACUGAAGGAGAUAGUCAUUUUCACCUGUGUUGCAAGAGGAACGCGUCUGCGCGUCGAAGUGCUUAUUAGUCAAAAUGAGGUACCUGGCAUUGCUGCUUCUGUAUGCUGUGGGGACCCUGUGCACAAGUGCGUUGUCCCAAACUCCUUCUUACGGGGAACGAGGAUCAGAUGUUGGUAUUAAAGUGUUUCAACAAGUCGUCCAUUCCAAGCCUCUGGACAAUGUGGUUCUUUCACCUCAUGGAGUGGCCUCUGUUCUUGGCAUGUUGCUACCGGGAGGUCAUGGAGAUACCCGCAAACAGGUCCUCAGCGCUCUGCGAUACAAGAAAAAUGGACCUUACAGAAUGUUGAGGAAACUGCACAAGACCUUGACUGCAAAGUCCAACCAGGAUGUUGUUCUCAUUGCCAACGGGAUAUUCAGCAAAGAGGGCUUCCCCAUGCAAAAGACCUUUGUGGAAACCAACAAGGCAAACUUCCAAGCUGAAACCAGAAGCAUGGACUUUAGUGACCCCAAAGGGGCAGCAGACCAGAUCAAUGCAUGGGUCAGCAACAAAACAAGAGGUCACAUCACAAAGCUGAUCAAAGCUGAUAUGCUGGAUUCUGCCUUGGCCCGCUUGGUCAUUAUCAACUCAAUCUACUUCAAAGGCUUAUGGAAGUCACGCUUCCAGUCUGAAAACACCAAGAUGAGGCCAUUUGCUGAUGGCAAUGGCAAUGUAUUUAAAGUUCCUAUGAUGUCCCAGCUAUCAGUCUUCAACAUUGGCAUAGCCACCACUCCUCAGGGGGUGAAAUAUAAGGUGAUCGAGCUGCCCUAUCACGGCAACACUAUUAGCAUGCUGAUUAUUCUACCUACUGAAGUGGAUGUGCCUUUGUCACAUGUCAUCCCACAUAUUAACACUGCUACGGUGCGGAGUUGGAAUAAGCUGAUGCACAUGCGAAAAGUGCACCUUUUUUUCCCCAAGUUCACUGCUGAUGUUGAGGUGGAUUUAAAGACCCCCUUGUCAGCGCUUGGUAUAACAGACAUGUUCAGUCAGGACAAAGCUGACUUCAGGCACCUGAGUUCAGAGCCUGUAUAUGUUUCGAAAGCCCUCCAGAAAGCCAAAAUUGUGGUGAACGAAGAUGGCACAAAAGCAGCAGCUGCCACUGCUGCAAUUUUGAUGGCUCGGUCCUCUCCUCCUUGGGUUUCAGUGGACAGACCAUUCCUCUUCCUCAUCCAACAUAAGCCAACUGGUACACUCCUAUUCAUAGGCCAAAUCAACCAACCCUGAAGUCAGUGUCUAAUGUUCAGACCUCCUAGUGGAAGAACAGGAAUUGAUUGUUUUCUUGCAUGCUUACAGACGAGGAUAUACAGUACACUUUGCUGUAGAUGGUAUUAGUUUUAUUGCCUUUUAUUGUCAGGGGGAAUAAAAAUGGUCCACACAUGUUUCUUCAAUUUAUUAUUUGUUUUUAUGCCUGGUACACCUAAUGGUACAUUUGUUUAGAGAAAUAUAAUAAACACAACAAAAAAGCUCUUGAGAGUUAAAGAGCAGAGAAUAGAUCUAGCUUUUUUCCAUGUUUUUCUUGAUAAUAGCCAAAAUUAUUUAUGUUCUUAAGUCAAUCGCUAUUGCGUUGUAGUGACAAACACUCUGCCUUCAGGCGUUUUUUUGUGAGUAACAUUUUAGUAGUACCAGAUAUAAAAAUGAACAAGAAAUUGAAGGAAACAAAGUGGUCUAAUAACUCUUCCAUGACUGUAUAUUAGUCAUUUUCAGAAAUGCGUUUUGUACUUUCAUUUUCAGCUUUUUAUUUUUUAUUUUUUACAUGUUGAAUUUGUUUUUAAUGGACUUUGAAUGUCAUUUGUGUAUUUUAUUAACUCUGGAGUUGCAUAAAUUGUUUACUAAUAAUUUGUAUUUUCUGACCGCCACCCUUCAUUUCAAUAAAUAUCACUCCAGUCGUUCUUAA
Molecule: messenger RNA, 2147 nt
Organism: Corythoichthys intestinalis (scribbled pipefish)
Lineage: Eukaryota; Metazoa; Chordata; Actinopteri; Syngnathiformes; Syngnathidae
Gene: serpine2
Product: serpin peptidase inhibitor, clade E (nexin, plasminogen activator inhibitor type 1), member 2
Exons: 9
Coding region: 290-1477 (395 amino acids)
Biological process (GO): negative regulation of endopeptidase activity; negative regulation of plasminogen activation
Molecular function (GO): serine-type endopeptidase inhibitor activity
Source: RefSeq, a predicted model, not a curated record